GAGGGAACCGACGAAGAGGGAGGGGGUGCCCGGAGGAGGGGGCUGGGAGGCGGGGUCCCAGCCCUGCGCUCUCAGGCCCCCAGCGCGCCAGUCCCCGGGCUGCAGGGAGCGCAGCGCGCGCGGCCCGGGCCCCGGCCACCGGACGCCCUACCGGACACGACCCUCCCUGGAGCUUGGACAACUGCCCACCUCGGACACUGCACCGGACACUGCCCCCCACAGGGCUGGACACUACAACGGACACUACUUCCCAGCUCCGGACAUUGCUCUGUCCUCUCCGCCUCCCCCCCACCCCACCGCCAGGCUCUGGGACGCCUUUCCCCCUCCCCCUCCGGGGGCCCAGACAUUAAGUCCCCCCCUCCCCCUCAGGCUCUAGCCAGCGGCCCCUUGCACCCCAGCGGUGGACACCGCCUCCUCUCAGACCGCCUCUCAGCUCCCCCCUCCACUUUCUCCCGCCUCAAAUACCCCCUCCACCGACUCAGGUCGAAGCCCCGCCAGUUUCUCCGACCCCCUGCUGCUCCGCCAGGGCUGUCGGAGCCCCCUCCCCCGGCCCGGAUGCCUCUCCCCGGGGGAUUGUGGUGGCUUCUCUGCUGCCGUCGAGGCUUCACUCUUCUGCACCGAGACUACGGAGACGGCGAGCUUAGCGGGGACGGGGACGACGAGGACGACGAAGAGACCUUUGAGCUGCGGACCCCGAGUCCAGCGGGUGGCGGGAGGGGUUCCCUGGACGUGACGCUGACUCAGCCAGGGAGAAGCGGGCAGGUCUCCGACAGCUUGGAGGAGGGGUGUCCAGCUUGGAAACGGGCACCCCUGGCCGUCUGGGGUGCCCUCCCAGAGGAGCCCCCUGGAGGCGGAGCGGAGGCUCUGCAGCCUCGGCCAACCCUCGCCCCCCACUCCAGGCUGCAGAGCUGGGAGGAGACGUGGAGCCUCAUCCCCGAGAAUGGGCUGCAAGAGGAUGACCCGGAUGUCGUAGUGAAAGGUUGGCUGUACCGGGAGCCCCGCAGCGGAGCGCGGCCAUGGCUGCCUCCGCGCCGGGCCUGGUUCGUGCUCACGCGGGACUCACUGGACCAGUUCAGUGGCAACGGGAAGGGGGCGCGGCACCUUGGGAGCCUGGUGCUGACCAGCCUGUGUUCCGUGAACGGCCCGGAGCGCAGGCCCAAGGAAACUGGGCUGUGGACAGUGACAGUGUCUGGCAGGAAGCACAGUGUCCGCCUCUGCUCCCCUCGCCAGGCCGAGGCAGAGCGCUGGGGGACGGCGGUGCGGGAAGUGAUCGCUUCCAAGGCACCAAUGGAGACCCCAACGCAGCUCCUGCUCCGGGACAUAGAGGAGAAUUGUGGAGACCCUGAGGCUGUGGCACUCAUCUACCAGCAGAACCCCAUCCUGAGACACACCAGUGGGGCCCUCUAUGCCCCCCUCCUGCCGCUGCCCUAUGGAGUGAGUUCCCCAGGUCCUGGCUAUGCACCCUUGCGCGAGGAGGCAGUGCGGCUGUUCCUGGCAUUGCAGGCGCUGGAAGGGGCGCGGCGCCCCGGGCCCCUGAUGCAGGGUGUGCUCCAAACCUGCCGGGACCUGCCUGCGCUCCAGGACGAACUCUUCCUGCAGCUGGCUAAGCAGACCUCAGGCCCCAAGGGGCCUCCGGGGCUCCCCGCCACCGAAGACCCCGCAACCCUGCGGUACUGGCAGCUCCUUACCUGCAUGAGUUGCACCUUCCAACCAGGGUGUGCCGUGCGGGAUCACCUCCUGGGACAUCUGCAGAGGACGGAGCAGGCGCUGCCGGACUCGGAACUUGCAGAAUACGCGCGUUUCAUCCGGAAGGCGCUGAGCCGGACUCGCGGCCGCGAAUUAGUGCCGUCGUUGGCGGAGAUCUCCGCGCUGAGCCACCGGCAGGAGCUACUGUGCACGGUGCACUGUCCGGAGGCUGGUGCUUGCCUGGUGACCAUCGACUCCCAUACCACGGUGGGCGAGGUGGCGGAAGAGCUGGUAGGGCGACUGGGCUUAGAUCGGAGUAAGAACUCAGUUGCGCUGUAUGAGCAGCGAGGAGCCCAGGAGCGAGCCCUGGCCGGAGGGACCCUUGUGGCUGACCUGCUCACCAGGUUUGAGAAUCUGGCCGUGGAGGACCCCGAGCUAGAGGACUGGUCGGACUCGGGGUGUAGAUUGUGUCUACGUCUACUUGGACCGAUGGACACGGAGGAGCUGCCCCCGGACAAUCAAGAACUGCCUUUCGUCUUUGAGCAGGGUCACGCUCUGUUACUGCAUGGCCGGCCGCCCCCACCUGAUGACACCCUGCGCGCCCUGACGACGCUGCGCCUGCAGAGCCUGCGCCGGGAGUUGCCGCGGGUGUCCCUGCCGCGCCUGGACUGCCUAUUAUCGCCUCUCGGAGACCCACUUUGCCCGAUCCCCAGGCCACCGUCCUCCGCCGCCCUGCUGGCCGGGGCCCUGUGGAACCCUGGCCUGGCCAAGAGGCGGGCAGAGCGGGCCCGGCGCGGCGCGGCGGGCCGUCCGGCAAGAAUCACGACCGCUGAAGAAGGAGAUGGCGGCGCCAGCUCAGGCACAGCAGCUGCGGUGCUGGGCAGCUGGAAGCGGCUCCGAGGCAUGGGCCGAGCGGAGGCCAUGGCUGCCUACCUGGCUCUGGCGGCGCAGUGUCCGGGGUUUGGCGCUGCUCGGUAUGACGUUCUGGAGCUGAGCACGGAACCUGGUGGAAGUGUUCCACAGAAGCUAUGCCUGGGCCUGGGAGCCAAGGCCAUGUCCCUCUCCCGGCCAGGUGAGACAGAACCCAUCCACUGUGUCAGCUAUGGCCAUGUUGCCGCCUGCCAGCUAAUGGGCCCUCACACCCUGUCCUUAAGGGUGGGAGAGAACCAGCUCAUCCUGCAGAGCCCCCAGGUGGAAGAGAUCAUGCAGCUAGUGAAUGCCUACUUGGCCAGCCCCUCCCCCGAGAGGCCCCGCAGCCCUUCUCCUCCAUGCCAAGACCUGCCAGCCGCCUCCCCUCCCAGCCAGCACUCGGGCCUGGAUGAGCCCCAGGGACAGGCUGGCUGCUUGGGGCAGCUGCAGCACUGAGCCUGCCAAGAGGUCGUGACUUCCCUCCUGCCUCCAGCCUGGGCCAGGACUGUUCUGAGAUUUGAGGGAACCAUGGUCUCUUUUGGCCCUGCAGGGACGGGGUACAUCACACACCCAAAAGCUGCUAUGGGUGUGGACAAUUUUCUAGUUUGUUUCUUAAUUUAUUUGUAGAAGAGAAGCCAAAAAAAAAAACCUUAUUUACACAAA
Ochotona princeps (American pika) is the source of this 3258-nucleotide messenger RNA. It is a transcript of the gene PLEKHH3, whose product is annotated as pleckstrin homology, MyTH4 and FERM domain containing H3. The record is from RefSeq and is a predicted model, not a curated record. NCBI's taxonomy places the organism in Eukaryota, Metazoa, Chordata, Mammalia, Lagomorpha, Ochotonidae. The coding region runs from base 556 to 3051 and encodes 831 amino acids. The transcript has 13 exons. Gene Ontology annotation, cellular component: cytoskeleton.